UUUAUGUCUGGGUGACAGGUCCACUUUAAGAAAUGGAGUACAAGCAUUACAUCUGUUACCUGGAAUGCUUGGUAUUGUGGAUAAGAGGCUUUUGCUUUAUUUAGAGCACCCAAACAACAUUUGGGUUUAAUGGUAAACAUUUAGAAAAUCAAUCUAAAAAUAAGUAUUUGCUUUCAAAAGAAUACCACUUGGGUUCCCUACAGAUGCCUCCCUCCUAAUCCAUGCCCCCCCAAUACUGCCCCAUACCUCAAAAAAACAGAUUACCACACUGGGGUUGGCAGCCCACUUGCCUUCCUCUCUGAGGUAGGGAUCACAAACCAGGAACUUAUGCAGUUCAAGGUUCAACUGCACAUGCUUGUAGUUACCAGAGAGUCAGGGAGAGGGAGUCAAACUGCUAGAGAUGGGGGCUGGCAUCGCACGUGUGCCACUCUACCUUUUAUCAUGAGGUACCGGGGCUGUAUUGGGGCACAGGGUUGGUGCAGAUUCAUUCUACAUAGGUGCUCAUAGAAACACUGGUGGACAAAACACAGAUCUGCUGCAUUCUGCCAUGUCUUCAGAAUGCACUGAUUGGCUUCUUUAGACCAAGUCAGGAGUUUAUAGGUCCUUGUAUAGACCCUUCUGGUGUCCUGCAUCAUCGAUAGCUAGCCAAAAAUCUCAUUCAGGAAAGAAUUGCUUUGGCCUGUUCAUGGGGUCCUCUCCCAUCAGGUCCAUAUCAUGAUCUGAUUGUUGGUCUACAUGUGUACAAAUCAUGAAAAUUUGCUUAUUGCCUAUCUUUGCUAAACCAGUGCAUAUAUAUGUGCAUGAUAAGUUCUGUAUCAAAAACUUCUUCUUUUCCCCUUUUGUCUGUUUUGCUUAAAGGAGAAGGAAAGGUACAAUCACUGGGGCUUAGGCACUCCCCAUUGAUUGUAAUUUCUUACCUGAAAGCCUGGACCGGUACUCCUGUUAGAAGAAAAGUGCAUAAUCCUGCAUACAAGUGAUGCUCUCUCUUUUUUUUUUUUUUUUAGCCAUUUGCACAUGCGCAGUAGAGUGAGAAACUGAACUUUAACAAAAAAAGCAGGCUUUUUUGCUCUAUUGUGCAUGUGUCUGCCCCGGGAUGGUGAAAAAAGUCGGAAGGAAGAGGUACACUGGGUCAGUGCAGUUUUCUGCUAACAGGAGCACCAGCCCGGGAUACCAAGAACAAGGAGAGGAGAUGCGACAUCGCGGUACCAGAGGACCCAGUGCUUAUAUCCCUGUAUCGCAGCUAACAAGUCCAUAUAUGGGUGACAAUAUUGCAGCAGUGAUGGGUCUGCAUCCUGAUUAUCUGCAUGUUUUCUGGAAGACACAGCAUCAACUGCUGCGUAUGGAUGGAGCUCUGUCCCUUCCAGAGAGACACUAUGUGGCAAUAAUGGCCUCUGCUCGGCAUCAGUGCACAUAUCUUGUGUCUCUUCACUCAUCCUGCUUUCUGCAGGUUGGAGGGGAUCACCGUUGGCUGGAAGGAUUAGAUGCUGCCCCUUUGAAACUGCGCAAGCUAAAUGACCUAAACAAGAUCCUUGCUCACAGGCCGUGGUUAAUAACCAAGGAACAUAUUGAGAUUCUUCUGAGCUCACAGGGGGGCCACUCUUGGUCUCUCGCAGAGCUAAUCCAUGCUUUGGUGCUGCUUACUCAUUUUCAUGCACUUUCUUCUUUUAUAUUGGGCUGUGGAAUCUACCUUCCAGAGGAUAAUAAUGCUGUUCCACGCCCCCCCUCUCCAGACAUCCCUCUUAGUGUGGGCAACAGCACACUACAAGAGGCAGAGCGAGUUCUUGCCGAAAUAAAGAAACUGGAUGAGGAAGGAGAAGAGACUAGCCAAGAAGAAAUGGAAACCAGGUUUGAGAGGGAGAAGAGAGAAUGUGCAAUGGUUCCAACUAAUGGUGAUAACAGUAAGCCAGUGUGCUUUCCUGGCAUCCUGCACUUUCUGGAAGACCCAGAUUUUGGCUACAUUGAUUUUACUCGUCGGGGUGAGCAGGCUCCGCCUACAUUCCGUGCCCAUGAUUACACAUGGGAAGAUCAUGGUUACUCACUACUACAGAGGUUAAAUCCAGAAGUUGGACAGCUGCUGGAUGACAAGUUCCAAGUGGCCUUCAACCUAACUUACCACACUUGUGCCACUCAUAGUGGUGUGGACACUUCCAAACUAAGACGUGCAAUAUGGAACUACAUACAGUGCAUCUAUGGAAUAAGGUAUGAUGACUAUGAUUAUGGAGAGGUGAACCAGCUGCUUGAAAGAAGCUUGAAAGUUUAUAUGAAGACUGUCACAUGUCACCCAGAGAGAGUGACCCGACAGCUGUAUAACGACUUUUGGAGGCAGUUUAAACACUCAGAAAAGGUUCAUUUGAACUUUCUCCUGUUAGAAGCUCGACUUCAAGCUGCUUUGUUGUACAGUCUCAGAGCAAUCACACGCUACAUGACAUGAGCUUCUAAGUGAUAUAUUAAGCAAGCAGUUGGUAAAUGGCCUACGGACCAGAUCUAUCUAGUGACUGCUGUGUCUUCAACGCAUAUUUGCACUAACUUGGCUAAGCAGUCUUUGCUUAUGAGAAGAGAGCUUCUAAAUCUGCUUUAAGUGGAGGAGUUUCCUUAUGCCUAAAGAAUGGGUGUCCCUCAUCUUCCACAGGUCUAAAUGUAGCAAGCUUUGACAUUUUGCAGGAAAGUUCCCGCAUUCCCUCUUGUUCACUAAGGCACUGUGGCCACCAUUGCACUGUUCACUGCAUUACUACACCUUUUGGAAUGUUGUGUUCUGUUUACAUUUGGUAUGAUAUGUUAGACAUACAUGUAUGUCUGUUGUACAUAUAUGUGGCACUAGGCAUUGCAUACUUGUACACUACUUUAUGCAGCAUUGCACAUGGAAAAAUUACGUUUAACUGCUACACGGAUUCAUAAUCUGCACUUCCUCCCCCAGCGUGGUCCAGUUCCUUUCAUUUAGUUUUUUAAUAAGAAAUGGUGUUUACACAGGAAGUUGCCUUAAAUAAUGGCACCAUUUUAGUCUAGAAUCUUAAUCGAUUUCACUUUUGUGGAAGCGUGUACAGAAAAUUUUUCCUUUGUGUUGUAUAGUAGUUAUUUCCUACUUGCGGCCUUUCAGCUUCUAGAAGAUUUGGGAAUAGAGUUCAUCAACAGCUAGAAGGUCACAAGUUGGACUCUGCAGUAUUUCUACAGCAACGCACCCCCUCCCCCCUGUAGACUACCUCUUCUUUCAAGGCACCUUUUAAACACAGUGAAUUUUAGACUGUGAAGAACAUUUUCUCAGGUUACUGAUCUUGUUGAAUGUUUAUCUUGCAGGAUUAGCAGAAGGGGGCCUGUCUAACCCCUGUAACUUAUUUCUUGAUUGUUUGUGUUCUUUCACAAAUCUUGUUGAAACAAUAUUUUUUUGAAGUUUGUUAAACUGUGUGAAAUAAAGAUUUUGGUUAUAAAUUUG
Messenger RNA from Xenopus tropicalis (tropical clawed frog), 3427 nucleotides. RefSeq names its product sestrin 2 (gene sesn2). The record is from RefSeq and is a predicted model, not a curated record. NCBI's taxonomy places the organism in Eukaryota, Metazoa, Chordata, Amphibia, Anura, Pipidae. Bases 1094 to 2431 code for a protein of 445 amino acids. Gene Ontology annotation, biological process: regulation of response to reactive oxygen species; negative regulation of TORC1 signaling. Gene Ontology annotation, cellular component: cytoplasm; nucleus. The transcript is spliced from 10 exons.